Molecule: messenger RNA, 2191 nt
Organism: Electrophorus electricus (electric eel)
Lineage: Eukaryota; Metazoa; Chordata; Actinopteri; Gymnotiformes; Gymnotidae
Gene: ap1s3a
Product: adaptor related protein complex 1 subunit sigma 3a
Biological process (GO): intracellular protein transport; vesicle-mediated transport
Cellular component (GO): AP-1 adaptor complex; membrane coat
Molecular function (GO): clathrin-cargo adaptor activity
Source: RefSeq, a predicted model, not a curated record
CUUUUAACGGGCGCCAGGGUCACAUGAGCGUGUGUACAAGGCACAAGGCUGCAUCACUGAAAGGCACUGCUGUCGCCUGCCGUCUGGUGGUAAGAAAUUAAGACGCGCCAUACUCUAGGAUAUGUUUAGCUCCGUUACAAGGAACCCCACACCUGUUGGUGCAGGUAAACUUUUUAUUAAACAUAUAACUGCAGGAUUUAAAAUGCAACUUAGACAGCGUAAUCGGAUAAACAUAGAUGAUAAAUGCUCCAUUGUAAGUGAACCAAGGUGCGUUCGAAAGCGCGCAAGUCUGUGGCCGCACCUUCGGUCGCCAUAGGUGCGCAAGAAGAGCGCAGAGUCUGGAGAAAUAUGAACCGUGGAUAUGAGGCUCUGGUUCUAUAGAAUUUGGAUUUUUACAUUUUGAAAUCGCAAGAUGAUACGUUUCCUGCUGCUCUUCAGUCGUCAGGGCCGCGUGCGCCUACAGAAGUGGUUUACGGCUCUUAGCGAGCACGAGAAGAAGAAGGUUGUCAGGGAAAUGUCCCUCGCUGUGCUCACCCGACCCCCCAAGGCCUGUAACUUCUUACAGUGGAAGGACCUAAAGGUCGUCUAUAGAAGGUAUGCCAGUUUGUAUUUCUGCUGCGGUUUGGAGCAGCGGGACAAUGAACUGCUGACCCUGGAGAUAAUCCACAGAUAUGUUGAGCUGUUGGAUCAAUACUUUGGCAAUGUUUGCGAGUUGGACAUAAUUUUUAACUUUGAAAAGGCAUACUUUAUCCUGGAUGAGUUUAUUAUUGGUGGAGAGAUUCAGGAGACAUCUAAAAUGUGUGUGGCCAAAUCUAUGGAAGAGGCAGAUGCAAACCAGGAGACAAGGGAAGAGUUUGUAAACAAACCCACUUACUGAUGACAAAAAGCUGUCCAAUUUGUUUGGAUGUGAACAUGUGAGCAAGUCUACACAGGACAUCGAACUAAGACUCACAAUGCUAAUUCUCAGGAAUCACAUUAAACGGUGCUUGGAAUUGUGUAUGACUUUAUCAGCUCUUGACCACUGAAAAUAAUCCUGCUGACCUAAAAUGAUCUACUGCUUGUCUAUAGAAUUGUGUUCACUGAGGUAUGUAAAUUCUAGAUUAGAGCUCCCUUUGGAAAUGUGCCAAAUGUAAUGCGAGCCCCUCGUGUAGCACUGCACCAUGUUAGAUUUCAAUGCACCUCCUUAAUCUGAUAGUUUUCCCAGGAAGAUUGAACCUCUGCCAAUUCCUGCCUUUCUUUCUUUUCCACUUUAUUAAAUUACUGAUUUAUGUCUGUAACAGUCAACAGAAAGCAUGUAAUGUUAACCAGGGCUUGACCAGGAGAUUCAAGUCGUAUAGUUUCUUCUUGCCCAGUUUUCAAAAAUUGAACAGAAGGCUGUUGGGUGUCACUGUCAAAUGUAAUGGUCACUGUUUUCUUCUUUUACUAUUUAUCGUGAUUGGUCAUAUUGUAUGAAUGUAGCAAUAUUGUAAUGCCACUUUCAGUUAUUUAAUUCACAUUUCACACCACUAUAUAUUUCACACUAUAGAACGUUUUGCUAAUUCCUAGCAGUUUCCACAAUCCAAUUCAUAUAAAACGUUAUAAAUGAUUUAUGUUCUCAUUGGUGCCAGGUAUUAUAUCAGUCCCUUUUCUUUGAACUUAAUUCCUGUGAAAUCCAGUGGCAACUCUCUCAUGCGUACUAACUGGUGGGAAACUUUGGUAAGGUGCUGCUCUGAUUACAUCAGAUCCAUGCUACCUUUAUCAGGGCCUGUCCACUUACUCAAUUUCCUUUAACAACUUGCAUGUUUGAAUAGUGAAUGUAUGUUCUGCAAUCUGCUUGUUCAUUUGUAGGUAUGUGGCUGAUGUCAGCAUCAGUUGGCUAGUACAACAGUGAGAAACAUUUACACAAUUAAAGAACCAUGACAUGAGCAAAUUCUUUAUUUACCUCUAUCUUGUCACAAAUAACUGAAUGCACCAAACAAGGCUGAUGGAAAACUACACGUGUGUGUGUGUGUGUGUGUGUGUGUGUGUGUGUGUGUGUGCGUGUGUGUGUGUGUGCAAGGCCUUGACAGAGGCUCAAGCUAUUUACACUGUUGCAACUAGUACAAGAUUUCAACAAUAACAACGAUCUGACUUUGAAGCACAUAGGUUGUGUAGGUAUCAUACUCAAAAUGUCUCUACUAAAAGAAAUAAAAGACAAAAAGCUAGAACUUUA